CUCUGUUGCAUGUCGGCGCAGUUAUGGAGUGACACCCACCGCAGCACAGAAAAAAAAAAAAAAAACACCCAUAGCUAGGAUGUUGCGCUGACCGUUUUUUUGUAAUAACACUAACCGAUUAGCGACGCUUUUUUUAAAAUGGUCGGUUGGUUCCAGUGAGCGUGUGGAGGUCGUUUCAUGACGGCGGCGAGCUGUUAGUCCGGAGCUCCGGCUUUGGGGAGUGUGUAGCCGGAGAUUUUUGUUUGGGGGGAUUACAGCGGGUGGAGCCGUGUUUGGUGCGCGCGCGGCGGAUUUACCAGGCUAUAUAUAUAUUAUUUAUAUCUGCCGUCGGUGCGUUUCAAUGGCUUUACGUUACGCAAGGCUACAACCGAGACCGGAUGCAUGUGUGUAGAUGAUCAGGGGGAGAGAGACAGUGUGUCCUUCGAGGUGCUGCUACGCCCCGUCCUUUUCCUCCCUCACUCUGCCAUCCAUCCAUCCAUCCAUCAAUCCUUAGAUCAUUAGAUCCAUAGCUGUGGAAGCGGAGAUAUUUAUUUAGCGUCACCUAGCCUGCAUCAUCUGCGGACAUCAUGGGGAAUACGACCUCCUGCUGCGUGUCCUCGAGUCCCAAACUGCGGCGAAACGCCCAUUCUCGCCUGGAGCCGUACGGACCGGAAGCGGAGCUGAGCCGCGAGGACACGGGCUGCAACCUGCAGCACAUCAGCGACCGCGAGAACAUCGACGAGCUGAACAUGGAGUACAACCCUUCAGAUCACCCGCGCGCCAGCACCAUCUUCCUCAGCAAGUCUCAGACAGAUGUUGCUCCGUCCAGCAAGAAAGUUCGGGAAAAGAGGAAAAGCCUGUAUGUGAACCACCAACACCCAUCUGGUCCAAUGAGACGCAAGUACAGCUCCUGCUCGACUAUCUUCCUGGAUGACAGCACCGUCAGCCAACCCAACCUCAAAUACACCAUCAAAUGUGUUGCUCUUGCCAUCUUCUACCACAUAAAGAACAGAGAUGUAGAUGGUCGAACGCUGUUAGACAUAUUCGAUGAGAAGCUUCAUCCGCUGUCGAAGUCGGAGGUUCCGGCGGAUUACGACAAACACGAUCCGGAGCAGAAGCAGAUCUACCGGUUCGUCCGGACGCUCUUCAGCGCCGCUCAGCUCACAGCCGAGUGCGCCAUCGUCACACUGGUGUACUUGGAAAGGUUGUUAACCUACGCUGAGAUUGAUAUCUGUCCUGCUAACUGGAAGAGGAUCGUACUGGGAGCCAUUUUAUUGGCAUCUAAAGUGUGGGACGAUCAGGCCGUGUGGAACGUGGACUACUGUCAGAUCCUCAAAGACAUCACCGUAGAGGACAUGAACGAGCUGGAGAGACAGUUUCUGGAGCUGCUGCAGUUUAACAUCAACGUGCCGUCGAGUGUUUAUGCUAAGUACUACUUCGAUCUGCGGUCGCUGUCUGAGGCCAACAACCUGAACUUCCCUCUGGAGCCUCUGAGCAGAGACAAGGCCCAGAAACUAGAGGCGAUCUCCAGGCUCUGCGAUGAUAAGUAUAAAGACUUGAGAAAAGCAGCCAAGAAGCGGUCAGUGAGUGCGGACAAUCUCACAGUGGUGCGGUGGUCUCCCGCUAUCAUCUCCUAACAGUGGUUUGGGGACACUGAGGAACGAUCAAAUGACAGAGUGAGAGAGAGAGAGAGAUAGAAAGAGAGACUGUCCACAGAAUCGUCCUCUUCCUCCAUCUGGUCCAGACAAAAACCCGGCGGAUUUUACCUUCCAGGCGUGUCUUUGUUGUUCUGAUGGCUGCUGUAAAUACAGGACACCGGGGGCAGGACUCUAAAAACCUGAUCGAGGGAGGAACGAGAGAGAGCAGCAUAUGGGUCGGAGUGUGAGGAACGUCUCAUACGAGGGCAGGAAAAGCAUUCCGGCAACUCUGUGUGUCUUAAAUGAUUGCCAUUUUCAAUUCUGAACCACUCUCAGCUUAUUCUGUAUGAGUUACACAUUCCUUUUUUUUAUUUGAAGGUUUAUUUCUUCUAGGUCUUCUCUGAAGCACAGGGGCACGUCUGACCUGACAGUAAUUCAAUAAUCAGCCCAAAAUAAGCCACUCAGAAAAUCUACAGCUCUUCCAUACGCGUUGUGAACGUUGGUCUAAAUUACAUUUUUGUGCUUUCAAGUCAAGCAGGUGUCAGGAACCUGUCCAAAGAGUGAAAUAUCACAAUUAGUCUCAGCCGCACGCUCUCAGAAGUAAAGCUGCUAAACCGUACUUUUCCUUGUCGCUAUGGUGACACCAUACAAGGUACAUCUUUAACUAACUCUUAAAGCUUUAAAAGUCCAAUUAUGUACCUUAAAUUAUUUUUAAAAGUACACUAUAUUCACGUUUCCAGGUGAAAGGUUCAAAAGAUGUACCCUUGAUGGUACCACUCGAGGGACAAGGAAAUGUACAGUUUAAUACUUUUAAGCAAGGUUUCAUACUUAUUGUACACUUUUCUGGCCACCAAGCUUCAGAAUCCUGAAAGUUGCAAUCUGAUUGGUUAUCCACACUUCCACAGAUAAACAAACUUAAGAACACAGAGACAACGAGGUUGUCGGAUCAAGAUAAAGUCACUGGAUUCGAAAGAGUGAAAAAGUUCAUGACAUCAUGGCUUCAAAAAAGUUAUUUCAAAGUAUUUUUUUUUCUCUUAGAGUAAAGAAGAUGCGUUCUCAUGUAUGCCGACAGCCUUCGAGAAGAGAAUCUGUGGCAGUUCAGUUGUACUCUCAGCCAAAUGUAUGUUGGCUGAUAAGCGCAAAACACAUUAAAAAACUAAAUACACAAAACAAAAGCAAAACAAAAAUACUGCAAGAGCAGAACCAGAAAACACAAGAGCAACAGAAAAUACGAAAACACAGCAGCAAAUUCAGAAAACGCGACAGCAAAACCAGAAUAGACAACAGCAAAUCAAAAAUGCAACAGAAAAUAUGAAAACGCAACAUCAUAGAUCGAAAACGCACCAGCAAAUCCAGACAUCCCAAAAGCAAAUUUAGGAAACACAAACAGAAAAAAAUAGAAAAUGCAACAUCAAACCAGGAAACGCAAUGGCAAAUUCAGAAAACACAACAACAAAACCGGAAAAUCUCAACAGCAAAUAGGAAAACGCAAGAGAAAAUCCUGAAAAUGCAUAAUUUUUUUCAAGGGCAUUCAUAUGAUGUUAUUUUAUGCUGUCAUUAAUACAAGUAAGAGAAUUCUGAGCAGCCAUGUAAAGGAAGCUGGGUUAUUCAGAAGAACGACUUAAGCUACAAUUUAUUAACAUAUGUAACUUCGCAUUGUAAUUGUUUUCACUCGACUCAAUAGAUAGACUGAAGAAAUGUCAUUCUUUUCCCUUGUGCUCGACACACAGCAUGUGAUGUUCAGUAAAGACCUACACUUUCCAUUUUGCCUUGAUGUUGAUAUGGUUCUGAAUUUGCUGUUGCGUUUUUGGUUCGUUACUGCGCUUUGCACUUUCACGUCACUGUGCAAAUGGACUCUCAUACAGUAUGUUCCCCUUGUUUCAGUUAUUUCAACCCAAACCUCAGCCAUAUUUGGAAUUAAUGUUUUAAUACAAUAACGUUAACACUGUAAUGCAGCAUGCAAACCAAUGUUUCUUCACCUGAGUGGAGAAAAAAAUCAGGUGAUUGAUUGUAGGCAGUGCUAAUGUCGUGAUUUGGAGGAAAGUUAGCUAGUAAAGUUAGCUAGCUAAUGAGCGACAAGCAAGGUGAAGCAAAUAAUGAAGCAAAAUUUGGUGUGACCAAUACUUAAUAAUACAGCCGUGCUUUGUAUUGCCCACGCUUCCCAGGGUCACAAUUUUGCUGUGUUAGAGUUCACCUAAUUUACGAUCCGCUACCAGAACUUUUCGCAUUUAAGAGAAACACUUUUUUUUUUUUUCUUUUUUUUUUUUUUUGCGGAUUCAGUUUGAUUGAUUGAUGAUUAAUUGCUGGAAAUUUCCUAAUCGUUACUGGUGUCCUGUCUCACCACGAAUCACCGCUUGACAUACUGAUCCUAUCAUGUUUCACAUCUAAACAUUAUUUAUUUUCAAAUUUAUUUUAUGAUUUGGGAAAAUCAAUGGAAAAAUGUAAAUCUUCUGAAAUUAGAAAUUAAAAUUUUCACAAUAGAGUAAGGAGGAAUUUCAAUAUCAGAUGAUUACGAGAGGAUUCCUGUUCACGCUGUAAACAUGCUGCUUGUUAGCGAGACAAAACACAGACGCUGUAAUGGUUUUGUUUUAAAACAGAAACCCCACCGGGAUGUUUGGAUGCCGUCCAAGUCCUAUUUCCAGGCGUCCUGCUGUUUUGUCCUCCAUUAAGGCCACAGUCUAAUAAUUAAAAAAAAGCCACAGAGAAAGUGUGUUAUGUAGGAAGGUGGAAAUGUAGCGUUCUGUUUCUCUCUGUAGAACCUGAUGAUCUGAUGGCUGAAGAAAUGGACUGAUUUAUUUUCUUCUCAAGAAGACAUUCCAUUUCAGUAUAGUUAUUAAAAAAAAAAGGUAAAUUGCACAACCUUGGCGUGUACGUUUUUAUGAGCUUGAUAAAUCAACCUCGUGUGAUAAAGUCGACCUCGUUUCAGAUUCAAACACCAAGCAAUACACAGAUUACAGAGAAAUGGACACUUAUCCUCAAAACAGACAUUUCAUAUCUCGUUAAAUAUUCUUUAAUUCAGUGUGUUCAUGAGUGAAGGUUGCAAAAUGAGUUUGUAAUUAUUUUUUUGAGUACUGAAUGUUCUAUUAAAUUGGUUUGAUGUUCUACAGUUUGCUGUGUUACCCUGCAAGAAGUCAUUUUAUCAUCUCCAAAAGUCUAGAAAAGCCUUUAAACAGCUAAUGAGGGUGUGAAUUUCUGCAGGAUCCACUAGGGUUGUUACGGUUGUCAUGGUUUCACGCUUAGUCACGGUGUAUGCUCAGACAGUUAGCUCCGAUUUCUUCAGAAUGCGAUCAGUCAAUUUCCUUACUCCAGUGGUUCUCAUCGCUUUUGGAUCCGGCUGCGACUCCUGAAAAAUUCAAAACCCCGACCCUCUGGACCCUAAAUCAAACUACAUCCACCUCCGUUUCUCAGCAGGUGCAACGUGAGUACACUGAAAACUCUUCAGAAGUGUUCAAUCCGCUACUGCUGUAAAUAUGUUACACUGCUACCUCUGCUGCAGCUCCUAGCAUCUUUGUAACUUUAUAACACACAACAGCUCAGAAAGACAGAAGAACAUGGCAAAAACUAAACUAAAUUAAUUUUGCACACUUCUAGAUUACACUGCAAAAAAUUCUUAGCAAUCUUAGCAAGUGUAAAUAUCUUGAAUAUAGUCAAAUUGGUCUCUCAUUUCCUGUUUUAAGAUUAUAAGAAACCAAAUAUAAGAUGAUUGAACUUAUCUCUAUACAUUUUACUAAUUUCAAGCUUGAAAUAUUCUUGUUCUAGUGUCCGAUCAUUUUUUUUUUGCUAAAUUUAAGCUUUUAUUUUUAGACAGAAGCAAAAUUUAAAGCUUGACGUUAGUUAACAAAAAUGUCUAGAAAUAGGUUUAAUAAUCUUAUAUUUGGUUUAUUGUUAUCUUAUAAUAAGAAAUAUUAGAUACUUUUGACUAUAUUUAACAUAAUUUCUCUUCCUAAGAUGCCAUUUUUUUGCAGUGUAGGUAUAUUGGUAGAUUUUUUUUUCUUUUUUUCUGAAAUCAUGUUAUAAGCUACAUUCUCUGAAAGCAGCUUAUAACAACAACGUGAUAAAUACUGACGGUGUCGACUGCCGAUUUUUUUAUGAAAGUUCAUUCUCAGAUACCAUUAAGAUAUCUUUUUGAUUUUUGUUAUAUAUACAAGGAGGUGCAAAGAUUUCAGAAUAUAUAUUUUCCUUUCAUUUUCAUUACCGGUUUGUAUUUUUAAAUGAAGCAAUAAGAUAACAGAAAGCGUGCGGUUAAGGGUGUUCUUAAGAAUUACAUGAAACACUGACAAAACAGUUAUUAAUCAAAUGUUCAAUUAAUAAUUGCUUUUAUUAUUAAUAAUAUUCGCUAUAAACUGUUUGUACACCAUAUAAUGUAGUCUGAUAAGAGAAAGAUUUGGUUGCUAAGCAACUUAAUGGGCAAAGAUUAGGGUAUUCUAUGGACAAAAUGGUUUAUUGGUCUAAUUUUGGUGUAUUAAUACAGAAUUCAGGUAUCAUGAUGCGGUCACAGGUGUGUGUGUGUGUGUGUGUGUGUGUAUGUGUGUAUUUAAAUAAAUUGACUUUGAACAAGUCUCGGCCAAUCAGAACUGAAACUAUUUAUUCUAUAGUGGUUGAAUAAUACCGCAAUUAGGUUAUCAUGCCGUGAAACUUUGAGAGUUUGAAACCGUAAUACCCCUGGGAUCCACUGCCAGUUAUUUCACCGAGUUUGUGGCUUUCAUUGGUAGAAACAUGGCUUUCAUUUUCAUCUUUUUUUUUUUUUUUUUUUUUUUUUAAAAUCCAUCACACUCUCCUAACAGUCUGAUUUUAUAGCGUAGUGUUCUAAGUUAUAGACAUAAUUCUAAUAAUAAUAAUGCUUGGUUGAAUUGAUUGAUUUUUUUAACCUGAUCUGUGUAUAUUUUCAGAAAUAUUUAUUUAAUAAUGCUAUUCAUUCUUCAUCUAGAAAUAUAUUUCUUCUUCUAUGGACAGCAACAAGCUCAGCUUUUUAAUGAUUUUAAAAUCAUUAAAUUAUAAUUCUAACUUUUUAUAUAUAUAUAUAAAAAAUUUUGUACAGUGUACAUACUGUGUCGAAGAAGAUCAUAGUUUAAAUAUUAUGCUGAGAUAUUUAUGAGAAGUCAGUAUUCAUCUCAUCGUUUAAUCAUCUCUAAAUAAAAAUCAGGGUGAUGAUGAGGGAGGAAUCGAGUCAAUGAUCAGCUUCAGGCAUGAUAAGAGAAAGGAAAAGACGUUUUACGAAAAGAUCUUGGGAUGAUAAAGUGACUGAAUUUGCGCGCCGUCAUUGAGAAGUGCAUGAGUCUGUUGUUUUGCUUAUGUCGAAUUUGUUAUUAUGAUUUUGCCGUCACGCAGAGCUCCACAGUGAGUCGUGCUGAAAGUAAGCGCGCUCUCCCGGACUCGCCAUUUUUACUUUUUGUUUUCCUCCCUCCCUUUGUGAACUUCGCAAUAGCAUUGCUUUUGUCAUUCCUUUUGUGUCAAAACAUAAAAAGCAAUUCUAGAGAAAUGGUUGAUAUUUAUCUCACUAUUGUUUCUUUUAUUGCUACUAUUGAUUAUAAAUUUGUUCUUUUAUGUAAUACAUUUCUGUCAUCAAUACCAGAAAAAAAAGUCAUGUAUUUUCAGAAGUCUUUCUUGUGAAUUGUAGGCCUUUGUGUGGUGCAUGCUGGUCGGAGCUUGCACUGUCAAUCGGUAAAUUAAAGGAAUUUAUUGAUUUUUAACUUACAAUGACUUUUCUAAUUCUAUAUAAAGGAGAACUUUUGUCUAA
Messenger RNA from Pangasianodon hypophthalmus (striped catfish), 7353 nucleotides. It is a transcript of the gene ccny, whose product is annotated as cyclin Y. The transcript has 11 exons. Bases 567 to 1616 code for a protein of 349 amino acids. The record is from RefSeq and is a predicted model, not a curated record. Lineage: Eukaryota; Metazoa; Chordata; Actinopteri; Siluriformes; Pangasiidae. Gene Ontology annotation, molecular function: cyclin-dependent protein serine/threonine kinase activator activity; protein kinase binding. Gene Ontology annotation, biological process: regulation of canonical Wnt signaling pathway; regulation of cyclin-dependent protein serine/threonine kinase activity. Gene Ontology annotation, cellular component: plasma membrane; cytoplasmic cyclin-dependent protein kinase holoenzyme complex.